Messenger RNA from Oncorhynchus kisutch (coho salmon), 1860 nucleotides. Its product is annotated as maternal B9.15 protein-like. Lineage: Eukaryota; Metazoa; Chordata; Actinopteri; Salmoniformes; Salmonidae. Gene Ontology annotation, cellular component: nucleus; cytoplasm. The transcript has 5 exons. The coding region runs from base 152 to 997 and encodes 281 amino acids. The record is from RefSeq and is a predicted model, not a curated record.
CGUGGACCGCUUUGACUGUACUAAAGAGAACAAGGAAGCAACAUGUGCCGAUAACUAUACAAGUAGUCUGAUCACAGCAAUAUAGAGAGGAAAUAGAGACAAUUGUCAUUGUACCGGAUAUUUAAAAUACUGCUGUUAUUAUACAGAAACGAUGAAGAGAGAGGUCAACGCCGGGGUGAAUUUCCUGAGACACCUAGCCGUGGAGCGGGGUGGCUUGGAUGGCACCAAAGCUGACGCUUUUGCUGGAAAGCUGCGGCAACUUCUGGUCAACAAAUUCAAAGACCACUGGUACCCCGACAACCCCAACAAAGGACAGGCAUUCAGGUGCAUCAGGGUAAGCGAGGGGGUGCCGUGUGAUGAGGAGGUGCUGAAGGCGUGUGAGGAGAGCAAGCUCAAACUCAGCGAGCUGGGCCUCCCAUGUGAGAUUGCACUGUGGAUCGACCCACUGGAGGUGUGCGCACGGUCAGGGGAGAACUGCAGGUACUUCACAGUAGCUCGUUUCAAAGAAGGAGAAGAGGAAGAUGUGAAAGGAGACAAAGAUGUCGACCUGGAUACGUCCGACUACCACUCCGCCACCUCGUCUGACUGUGGCUCUACUAUCUCCAGCGACACAGACACAGAGGACGAGGGGAAGGAUGGAGAGACGGUGGGAACAAAAGAUGAGGAGGAGAAGAAAGAGAAGGAGGGAAAGAAAGAGAAGGUGGAGGGCAUACCUUGUGUGAUUGCCAUGAUGCCCAGGGUUCGGGACAGGUUCAGGGUGGAGCAUGCUCAACAGAAGGUCACCAAAACAUUGCUCCAUCCCACCUCUCAGCAGUACUACUACCACCCUGCCCCUGUGUGGCCCACAACGUACAAGAAGAAGGGUCCUGUGUUCCUCACCACAAUAUACGCGCCUCCGCCUCCCCCAGCGUUCGGCUACUACGUCCUGCCCCAGCCACCCCCGCAGUUCAUCAUGCCUUAUGCCACUCUGCAGCCAUGGGGGGCUGUGAAGAGCUAAACCAACUGGUUGGAGAGGUAAAACUGCUCUUUUACCUAUGAGCCAAUCACGAUGGGUCUAUGCAGGUUUUUGAAGGUGUGGGUGAGGCGCAGUUAAGAUAGUUUGACAAAAUAUUUGAAGGGUUAGCGGGGAGCACAUCUUGUUUCAUUAUCAUUUUUUAAUUGCUGUACACUUCUUUUUCUUAUUUUUGGUGAAAAUCAGUUUUGGGGAUUUCCUCUAUGUAACUUUCUUAGGUAGAAUUGCCACUGAAGUAAACAAGGAAUAUACUAAAACAGGCAUUUAGCAAAUAUUGCUACAGGCACUUCCCUAAGGGUUGCCAGUGUGUUUUGGUUUAGGGUAAUCCGCUGAUUAAAAGUAGUCUAUUUAUAUUGCUGAAGUGUCUAGAAUAGGCUUGCUAGACAGUCUGUUGCACAUUGACUAGUUUAGUGUGAUACUGUAUUCCAUUGUUUGAAUUCAACUCUUACGCCGCGAGGUCCGGAGCCUGCUGGCUUUCAUUUCUACCUGAUAAUGAAUUACACCCACCUGGUGAACUAGUUUUAAAUCAGUGCCUAAUUAGAGGGGUAUUCCUUCAUUGGGUGCUCAUAACAUCUCAGGAAUCCUCAGCAAUAAUCUGAAAGCCUAAGCUUUUUUGAUGAUUUUAUAUAUUUUUCUAAAUAUUAUAGACUACCUUUUCAUCUGUCACCUCUAUAAAGCAUCAAAAUGGUGAAUGUGCACUGUAGGAUAUAGACCAGGGCUGCCCAAUCAUGGUCAUGGUGGGCCUAAAACACAUCUGGUUUUUGUUUCUACCUGGUAGUUAAUUGGACUGUGAUUGUUAUCUGUCAAGUACAGACCUCUCUCUAUUUUAUAAUAAUUAACAGACCAAC